GUGAAGCGGCUCUGCUCCGGGUCCGAGUCCGCUCUGCUGCCUCCAUCUCCGGCUCUGCUCUGGCUGCUGCCCCGGUGUCUGCUCCGGCUCCUCCUCAGGUUCACCGUAUGGACGGACUGCCAGCGGCGACCAUGGAGCAGAAGCCGUGCAUCGAGUACCACGACCUGGAGGCUGCUGAGGCGCUCGUCAGCAUGAGCUUCUGGGGUCAAAGGUCACACAAACCCCGCCCCCUGACUCCAACCUCUGACUCGUGUGACUCCAUCCAGCUCCACCCGGAGGGAGGCGACGCCCCCAAAGACCUGAGCGCUCUGUCGUCACUGUGUAUGACUCCACCUCACAGUCCGAGCUUCGCUGAGUCCUCCACCUCCCCCGCACUGAGCCCCGCCCCCAGACCAGUCUUCCCCCGCCUGGCGCUGUGCAGAGGCCCCGCCCUCCUCAGCGACUCCUCCUCCCACUUCCCCUCGGACACCUCAGCACCGUCACCUCAGACGGAGUCGUGCUGUGUGGCUCCGCCCGGCAGAGCCAUGGCCACCAGCGUCAUCCGCCACACCGCCGACAGCCUCACCCCUCCUCCUCCUCCGCCUGCCCCCUCCUGUGCCCCCCCAACAGAAACGCCUCCUCGGCCAGGACUUCUAGAGACGCCUCCAGAGAAGGAGGAUGGACGUCCUCUAUCUCCUCACAGCCCGUCCUGUCCUCCCUCCCCAGUGUCUCCUCCUCACUUCUCCCAAAUGUCUUCCUCCCUGUCCUCGCCGGUCUCUUCCUCCCGGCUGCUCUGUCAGGUGAUCCCAGUGAGCGGCCGGACUGGGAUGAUCUCCGCCUUUGUCCAAGCUCCGGUUCAAAUGCAGACCCAGGGGGGGCCAAAGCCCCUCCUGCCCCAGUCUGCUCACAGUUUCACGCAGUCUCUGCUGUUGGGCUCGGCCAUGCCACAGGGGACCGUGAUGUUCGUGGUCCCUCAGCCGCCCGUCUCCCAGGCGCCGCAGGGCCCGCAGACCAUCAUGACCCUGGGCAACACCAAGCUGCUGCCGCUGGCCCCGGCUCCAGUUUACAUGCCGCCAGGAGCGAGCGGCGCCUCGCAGGCCGACUUCUCCCGCAGGCGAAACUACGUCUGCAGCUUCCCCGGCUGCAAAAAGACGUAUUUCAAGAGUUCCCACCUGAAGGCUCACCUGCGCACACACACAGGUGAGAAGCCGUUCAGCUGUCACUGGGAGGGAUGUGACAAAAAGUUUGCCCGCUCUGACGAGCUUUCUCGCCACCGAAGGACGCACACUGGCGAGAAGAAGUUUGUCUGCAACGUGUGUGACCGGCGCUUCAUGCGCAGUGACCACUUGACCAAACAUGCUCGGCGACACAUGACCUCCAAGAGGGCGACCUCUUGGCCCGCCGAAACCGGAGACCUCAACAGAGUGGCCCUGGCCACGGCCCAAAACAGAGGCCCCGCGCUUCCAGUCGGCGUGCUCAUUCCCACCGCCAACUAACAGACUCAGGAGCCCACAGGGCCGACUCAGGACCCCAGGAGGGGGGGGGGGGGGGGGUUGUUCACUCCACCCGUCACAUCAGGACCACCAUUUCUACUCCACACCUCGAUCAGCCAGUGAACACGUGACGACCGGGCCCGGCUACGUUUAUACACAGAACAGAACAGGGUCAAAACUAUCACAUCAAACUAAACCAGACCAGUUAUCUGUUUUCUUCUCAUGUUGCCAGUGGAACUAAACCUUUCUGAGAUGAGCAGCAUUGGCCAGACUCACCAGCUCCCCCCUGAGGCUGAAACAUUCACUACACUCCAACUACUAGUAAAUCCGUCUCUUCUUCAGUAAAACGCACAGAGAAACGUCCGGAGAUUGUAAACACUCACAAAUACCAAGAUACUGUGGCUGCAAACAGGUCAUGGUGGGUGACGCUAAGCUCACGGGCUACUGUACACGAACAUCAAGGUGUGUGAAUGCCACAUAUGAUUAAGAAUUACCAGCUUUAGUAAUCAAGUGUUUUUGUAACCUGGUUAAAAUAUAGGUUUAUUUCAUGUAGACGUAGCUGGAGCCGGACGACAGCGAGUUCCCCCCCCAGCUCAGGACAUUUUCUUCCCACAAACUCGAAGAGGAGGAAGAUGAGGAAGAGGAGGACGUGAAGGCGACAGGCUGCUAUUCAUCCACAGACAGAAACCAACAAAAACCUGACAUUGCACUGGAUUUUUUAAAUCUUGCUUGUUUUUGUACUCUCUCCGUGAAUAAUCAUGUUUACUACAUGUGUAUAUGUCAAGUGUAGCUAAAUGUAUGCACUCGUUUUGUUUUUUGCCAAAGCCCCUGUAUUGUUUGUUUGUCUGUGACUGUAAAUAAUGUAAAUAUAUUGAUAUCUAUAACAAUGUUAUGUGUAUUCCAAUCUGCAUUUAUGACAGUACAAGUUAUUGAUAUUUAAAAAAUGUCAGUGGACAGUAUUCCUCACUGUGAUACUACCUACUAUCUUUGCUUUACACAAUAUUAUUCUUAUUUAAUAAUUAUAUGUUGAGGAUAAAGUACUGUUUUUGAUAGCUUGAUUUGGCCCAUAGUGUAGCCAGUAAGAAAAUACCUCAUGUUAUUAAAUGUUAUUCUUAAUAAUAUCCACUUUUCUUGGAAUAAUCCCGUUUCUAAACAUUUGCCUAUAAGGGAUUGUGAAGAAAAUGGCUUUUAUAAUAAAAACGUACAUCCAUCAA
Molecule: messenger RNA, 2686 nt
Organism: Pleuronectes platessa (European plaice)
Lineage: Eukaryota; Metazoa; Chordata; Actinopteri; Pleuronectiformes; Pleuronectidae
Product: Krueppel-like factor 11
Exons: 4
Coding region: 108-1475 (455 amino acids)
Biological process (GO): regulation of transcription by RNA polymerase II
Molecular function (GO): RNA polymerase II cis-regulatory region sequence-specific DNA binding; DNA-binding transcription factor activity, RNA polymerase II-specific
Source: RefSeq, a predicted model, not a curated record